AUGAAAUCUGACUGCCUCUGGGUCAGAUGGAUUCAUUCCUAUUUCAUCAAAGGUCAGGAUCUGUUGCAUGUGGAGAUACCAACUUCUGCAUCCUGGGUCUACAAAAGCAUACUCAAUACUAGAGCACACAUUGCAGUAAUACAAGAGCAGUGGGAUAGAAGUCUGCUGGCUAAGAAGUUUCACAUGAGCAAGAUGUAUAAAGGAUUAUUGCAACAGGAGCCCAAUGUUGACUGGCAUACUCUACUGGUGGGCAACAUAGCAAGGCCUCGAGCUCUGUUCUACCUUUGGCUCACAUGUCAUCAAAAGCUUGCCACAAAAACUAGGCUGAAGAAGUUUGGUGUGGACAUUGAUACUAAAUGUUGUUUUUGCCAGGAAGAGGAAACAUUGGAGCACCUCCUUUUCUGUUGUGGCCCUAUGACAGUUAUUUGGCAGGAGAUUUUACUUUGGCUUGGGGUUGCCCGCACACCUUUACAAUGGCAUAGGGAAUUAGCUUGGAUCAUUUGA
Molecule: messenger RNA, 504 nt
Organism: Vicia villosa (hairy vetch)
Lineage: Eukaryota; Viridiplantae; Streptophyta; Magnoliopsida; Fabales; Fabaceae
Exons: 1
Coding region: 1-504 (167 amino acids)
Source: RefSeq, a predicted model, not a curated record